GGUUGCACACGACAUCAAUAGAGGCAAGGUCCCGGUCUAGCCACUUUCUAGCAUAUCAAGUCGGGUGGCGGCAGGCCUAAGGGUCGAAGCUGGCCUUCCUGAUGUGAGCUGAUAUGAGCCGAUCUGCGCUUGAGUUUAAAUAGGCGAGCGGACCAGCCUCCAGGAUUGCUUCUUGCCUUGCCCGCUUUGUCCUCUUGUCCAACUGAAUCUGCUUUUCACACCGUUCGUGAUGUCUGCCACCCAGGAUAUCCUCUCCGCCAACGCCCAGUAUGCCGCCUCUCGCAAGGCCGAGCAGCUGCCCAUGCCCCCUAGCAAGAAGGUGGCUGUGCUGACGUGCAUGGACGCAAGGAUCCUUCCCGAGGCCGCCCUCGGCAUCAAGGAAGGGCAAGCCCAUGUCAUUCGGAACGCCGGCGGUCGCGCCCCCGAGGCACUCCGCAGUGUCAUCAUCUCGCAGCAGCUCCUCGGCACCGAGGAGGUCGUCGUCGUACAGCAUACCGAUUGUGGCAUGCUGACUUUCACGACGCCCCAGGCCCGCCAACUUAUUGCGACGAACCUCAAGCUCGAUUCGGGCGCGGCCAAGCAGCACCUCGAUUCGCUCGACUUCCUCGACUUUCCCGACCUGGAAAAGAACGUCAAGGCCGACGUUGACUUCCUGCGCACCAACGGUCUGGUCAAGGGUACCAAAGUCCGCGGCUUCGUCUACGACGUCAAGACGGGCGCACUCAAGGAGGUGGCCUGAUAAUUCUGCGCCUCAUCGGUUCUCUCCUUUCUCAUACCCUUUAUGACAUGGAAUCCUGUGACGGGAUGAAGACUCAACAAAUAAGGUCGUACCGGACCAGGUUCUUCUUCACAGAGAGAGGAGAGCGAGCUUGAUGCAAGCGCAUUACGAGUGUCCAUUGGCUGCAAUGUGAGAAUUAUCCCGAAGUAUUG
Acaromyces ingoldii is the source of this 930-nucleotide messenger RNA. RefSeq names its product carbonic anhydrase. Gene Ontology annotation, molecular function: carbonate dehydratase activity; zinc ion binding. Lineage: Eukaryota; Fungi; Basidiomycota; Exobasidiomycetes; Exobasidiales; Cryptobasidiaceae. The record is from RefSeq and is a predicted model, not a curated record. Bases 230 to 739 code for a protein of 169 amino acids. The transcript has 3 exons.